This is a messenger RNA of Fusarium sp. VM40, 1464 nucleotides long. NCBI's taxonomy places the organism in Eukaryota, Fungi, Ascomycota, Sordariomycetes, Hypocreales, Nectriaceae. The record is from the annotation of a GenBank genome assembly.
AUGGAUCCCGCACGUAAAGCUAUGAUCACAGGGCGAAGAUCCCCUACCCGCCGAGACGUGACCUCCCCUCGACACGAUCCUACCAACCGAAUCAGCAAAUCAACCAAACCAACUGGUUCCAAAAUCAACCCGAAGUACUUGACCCAAGACGAGCAAUCCCGACAAUUCGUUGCCGAUGAGGACAAGUUCGUACUUAAACAGUCCAAGAAGAAGGCCAAUAUUCGAAUUCGAGAAGGCCGCGCGAAGCCUAUUGAUUACCUUGCUUUCAACCUGAGAUUUAUCGAUACCGACCGCGACGUAUUCGACGACGACGAUGUCGAUGCCGAUAUCGAUAUUCCUGCACCUGGAGAUGUUAUCGCAUCGCUAGACGGAGAACAGACAACAGAGCUAGACUCUGAAAUUGCAUCCUAUCACGUGCUUGAAACCAAUGCGACCAACCGCGAAUACUGGAAAGCGCUUCAAACCCUCUGUGCAGACAGAAAGGCAAAAUUAGACCCGCACGGCCAUGAGAGAAGGGUUGUGAGCAGUGUUUCAGACGACAUUGAUAAGAUUCUCGCCCCUAAGACGCAUGACCAGUUGGAAGCCCUGGAAAAGCAGAUCAAGGCCAAACUACAGUCCAACGAGGAUAUCGACACGGAUUACUGGGAACAGCUGCUUCGAAGCCUCCGAGUGUGGAAAGCUCGUGCCAAGCUGAGCCAGGUAUACGAGACAAUCAAGGAGAUUCGUGUCAGCCAACUGAGGGAAUGUGACCCAGCCAAGGCCAAGGCAUUGGGCCAGUCGACUUCUGCCCCCAAGGUGACAUUUGGUUCGCAGUCAGUAGCAUCAGCCUCAGCUUCAUCGGACGAAAAGGCGAUGCAGGCACCAGUUUCAUCCUCAAGCCAUGUGGACAGAUCCGCCCCUCCUGGCACUGAGCGCUUUUCUCAGGCCGACAAUGAGGACUUUUCUCAGGCUACCAAAGCACUGUAUGAUCGUGAAGUUGCUCGAGGUGUUGAUGAGAACGAGGAGAUCUUCACAAGCGAGGAGACCGUCACCUCUACCAAGCCGCAGUGGGCGGAUAAGUACAGGCCUAGGAAACCACGUUAUUUCAACCGUGUGCAGAUGGGAUAUGAUUGGAACAAGUAUAACCAGACUCAUUAUGAUCACGAUAAUCCACCACCCAAGGUUGUCCAGGGCUACAAGUUCAACAUAUUUUAUCCUGAGCUCAUCGACAAGACAAAGGCACCAACGUUCAAGAUCAUUCGAGAGCAUGGCCGCAGACGUGGGGAGUCGUUUGCUGCUGCUGGCGAGGAGGACACGUGCCUAAUUCGGUUCAUUGCAGGCCCCCCAUACGAGGAUAUUGCGUUUCGCAUUGUCGAUCGAGAGUGGGAUUACAGCGCCAAGAAAGAUCGAGGCUUCAAAAGCUCCUUUGACAAGGGUAUCUUGCAGCUGCACUUCCAGUUCAAAAAGAUCUAUUACCGGAAGUAG